Diuraphis noxia (Russian wheat aphid) is the source of this 1628-nucleotide messenger RNA. RefSeq names its product lipid droplet-regulating VLDL assembly factor AUP1-like. The record is from RefSeq and is a predicted model, not a curated record. Gene Ontology annotation, molecular function: protein binding. Gene Ontology annotation, biological process: ERAD pathway. Lineage: Eukaryota; Metazoa; Arthropoda; Insecta; Hemiptera; Aphididae. Gene Ontology annotation, cellular component: endoplasmic reticulum membrane.
AUAUCAUAUUGAUGUAUUAUGUAUAAAUGUUUAAUGUUAUGUUUUUAUUAAAGAAUUUUUGUAAUAAAUAAUAACUCCAUUGUUCAUUACUACAUUUGGGCYUUAGAAAUCCAUUUAAAUAUAUUGUUUCACGUAUAUAGAUCAACACAAUAUCUUCCGAACAAUGAGCCCCAAUAUUGAAGUUGAACAUUUAGUGGAAAAAUCAAGGUUUCCAAAGACCAUAAAUGAAACACUAGGAAUAAUUGCUUAUUUUCCAUUUGGAGUUAUUCUAGUGGUUUUAAGAGUUUUUAUUGCAAUAAAUGCAAUACUUUUAACAGUGAUGUUGAGCAAUUACCCAAAUAUCCGCAGACCUCUUCUGAAAGUUAUGUCUGGUGUUCUUGGACUAAUUGUAGUUGAAAAAGAAAAUUCUUCAACUAAGAAAAGCAGAGUGUUGGUUUCAAAUUAUUUGUCUUUAUUUGAUCAUAUUGCGUUACAUUUGUCAACAGGAAGUUAUGCUCCAACAACUUUAUUUAGUACACCUGUGGCAUUGUAUUUUGGGUUAAUAUCUAUAUUGACUAAUGAUAAUAUUACAACGGAGAGAACUAUAUUGAAACAAUUUUUAGCUAAYGAUAAUAAUAAUUCUCUGCUCUUAUUCCCAGAAGGAGCUACUACUAAUGGAAAAUGUGCUUUACUUAGAUUUUCUAAUGUACCAGCUUUAAUAAGCGACAAUUUACAACCAGUAGCUUUAAGAAUUAUUCGACCAUCAUUUGCAAAUAUUAAUUUAUCAGUGCUCGGAUCCAAAUAUUUUACAGAAAUAUUAUGGUUUUUUUUUGUUCCAUUCACAAAAUUUGAAUACAAACUUCUCGAGGUAAUUAAAAAAUCUGAAGACGAGUCUAAUGAAACUUUCAUGUCCAGGGUGGAAAUAGCCAUUUCUCAAGAACUCAACAUAUCUACUUCAAAUAUUACUAAAAACGAUAAAAAUGAAUAUAAAAAGAAAUACUUUUUGGAGUUGGCAGAAAACGCUAGAAAGCGUAACAAACAUCAUGUAACUCUGGAUAAUUUUGAAGAGGAUCCUGAAAUAUUAAGAAUGGCUGUACAAGUUACUGAUGUUCUUCCAUACGUUCCCCAGAAUGUUGUCAUUGCUAACCUUAGGCGAACAAGAUGUGUUGAUAUAACAAUUACAAAUAUACUUGAUGGCACUAUUAAGUUUACUCCAUUGCCGCCACCACAGUCUUCCAAAGAACCAAAGACUACGCCCAAAAAAACAGAACCCAAUAAUUUUGGAGUUGGAUCAUUCAUGGAUAGGAAAGCAAAAUUGAUUGAUGAAGCUCGCCAACGAUACAUAAAAAAACAUGGACUUCAUCAUUUGGUACAGUGACUUAUACCAGUGUGUAAGUGAUGGCUAAAAGAGGACAACGGCGUACUUCAUCAGCAUCGUGGAAAUGUCCCAAUAAAUUAAUUUGAACGCUCUAUGUUUGAUUUUCUUUUUAAAUGUAUAUUUAUGGAAAUGGAGCAGGUACUUAUUGGAUAAUAUAAAACGUGUUAAUCCUUUGUACGAAUGUUAACGCGACUCUUAUUAAAUUAAUUACUACUAUAAUAUAGACAAUAUAUACCGGGUGAUUCUUUAAUCAUUGAACACUCAUUAUUUC